AGUCCUUGACAAAGUAUGACAACCGAGACCUAUCUGGACCUGACCUACGAGCGCGGCAAGGGCUCGAAGAGACCGCCCAGACCAAGGCUGCUGAAGCUGACGGAUGUCACAAUACCGCAUCGCAGCCGCAAGAAAAGCAAAGUCAAGACAAAGGACCGCUCGGCCACUCUAGUGCGGGAGAGAAUCUACGAUGACCCCGCCUACACCGAGGACAUCAGCCACCUGGCCAAUCCCAUGCGGCGUGGCAGCGUGCCCGGCAAGCACUCCGCCGAGCAGUCGAAGGCCAAGUCCGACGUCCCCGGGCAGUCAGCAUCGGCCAGCGGUCUGCUGAGCAAGCACCAGCUGACCAAGGAGCUCCACCAGUAUGUUUCGGGCAAGCAGAGCAAGUACAAGGGCUCCAACAGCGCCAGCAGCGGGCCCUCAGGGAGUGCCGCUGCCAGCGCCAGCUACGACUGUGGCGGCUCCAGCAGCUCCGACAACGAGACGCUGGAGCCCAUGACCAAGGCCAGCAGCAUGACUCGGCGCGUACGCAGCCUGGAGCGAAGCCUGGCCACGGAGAGAAGCGACAAGAAGGCGACGCAGAAGCGCAACUCCAAGCAGAAGCGGAACCUCAGUCUCGACAACAGUCGACACCUGCUUCCGGGCCAUGCCCAGCAUGGGGCAGGGGCAGGAGCAGGGGCAGGGGCCGGUGGCAAGCCCAGCAGGAAGAAGUAUCCGGAAGGCGGGCCGGAUGCCGCCCAGACGGAGGCCAGCGAGCUGGACGCCGACGUGUACUCCGUGCGGAGCUCGGUGCAGGAUUCGGCGGCCACAGUACCUGCGGCGGAGACGGCUGCCGAGACAGCGGCGAAGGUGGCCAUCGGCAAACGCUUCCUGCGCGGCGAGAUCGGUAUCAAAAGCUUUAACUACUAUCUGCUGAAGGAGGGCCUCAAGAGCUCCAAGAAGAUGGUGGGGAAGCAGCGCAGCAGCACGUUGCACGGCGAGGAGGCGGAUCUGGCCUCUGCCAGAUCCGAGAAAAUGCACGCCCGCAGCGAGGAGAACAUCUAUGAGGAGAUCUUCUUCCAGGACACACCCAGCGCCGUCCCCCCUUCAACGACAGCACUGGUCGCACCUCCACAACCCCCGGACAAGGAGCCGCAUCACAGCCAUCCCCAGCAGCCCCACAAGGGGGCGGCACCGGGGGCGCCUCACGCCCUGAUUGGGCCCAGCGAGGGCAGUGCCGUGGGGGUCUUUGCCGACUGUGAGCUCUGCAUGGAGCAGUGCAGCAAGGACAGCUGUGGGUACUGUUUGGCCCAGGCAGUGCAAGGGGUGCGGAAGAAGCAGCAGAAGCAGCAGGGGCAGGGGCAGGGGCAGGGGCAGGGGCAGGGGCAGGGGUACCACGAGGAAACCAGCGAUCCACGGGGCACAGCCCCGGUCGGGCUGCCCGCCGCCCACAUCCUGGAGUUCCAGUCGUACAACCCCAACAAUCCGGGCGUGUACAAAAUCGAAACGACACCUGUGGCCAUCACGGGAGACUACAAUCCGAUACUGCAGUUCCAGCAAUCGUCGGCCACCACAUCGACCUCGACAACAACAACACCCAGCGACCAGCAGCAGCAGCAGCAGCAGCAGCAGCAGCAGCAACCGAUCUACGGCGGAUACUACCACCCACAGGCGCACCAGAAGCCCUACCAUGCAGCCAUCGUUGGCAAUCCGCUGGCAAGCCAGUAUGCCGUGGGCGGCAGUCUUCUGCUGACGACGGCCCACGGCCGCCCACAGCAGCAGCAGCAGCAACAACAGCAGCAGCAACAACAGCAGCAGCAGCAGCAGCACUAUAUCGUCAGCUAUCAGAAUGGUGGGUCCGUCGCCGGAGGAGCCUCCCUGCAACGCUUGAACACGAAAUCCUCCUCCUCGAGCGACUCCCUGCCCCACCACAAGUACAACACAAUGACGCGGCUGGAGGGGAACGUGUUUGCCGCCCCCACCACAGGGGACCUGUACUACGCAGUCGGGGGGACGGCCCCCCUGCACCCCCUGAUGUAUGCGGCCAGUCGGCCGAUCGGCGGCUCCCAGAUACUGAUCGACCCCUACGACCCGCCGCAGAUGUACAAAAGCGACUCGAAGGCCUCCAUCCUGAGCGAGUUCUCGCUCCGCAGCAGCGACAACUCGCAGCGCUACGCCCGCUACGGCGGGGGCCACCGGCGGCAUGGCGGCGGCCGCGUCAGCGACUCCAGCCUCUUUUCGGUGUACUCCAACUCCGGCCAGAGGCGGUACUUCGGCAGCUCGGAGAGCCGCUUCGGAUACGAUUGCCGGCGCUGCAGCCUGGACGGCAUCAUUGGCAUGGGCUCGGCCAUGGGGGGAAUGGGGGGAAUGGGAGGUAUGGGGGCCAUGGGGGCUGCUGCGGCCCCCUCCGACAAGUGCAGCUACUCGGACAACUGUCGCUACGAGUGCAGGAACUGCGACUGUUCCUCCAAUUACUUCAGCUCCGACUUCGACGACUUGUACGGGUCCAUGGCUCGUGGCGGGAGCAGCGGCAUACCACGCAAGACUGCGGCAGGGACGCUGCCCUCCAGUUCGCAGGACGACAGCGCGGAUCUGAAGGAGAAGCCCACGCCGCCGCCGUUCCUGCAGCAGCAGCAGUUCUCUGGCCCGCAGGACCUCAAGCAGAACAAAUACGCGCAGGACUUCUUCAAGCACGUGAACGACGUGAAGCGCAGCAUUUACCAGUCGGAAAUGCAGAGGAACAACAGUCUGGAGUCCUCCAGACGAGGACCCAGGGCCGGCGGCCACACUACCAACACUACCAGGUCGAGCCCCAAGCGCGCCGCCUCCCAGGAGCCCAGCCAGGAGCCCGUCGUGACCACGCUGCCCUUGAGCAGGGGUCGUCCGGCCGCAGGAGCCAGGCCCACGCCGGCGCCCCGAACCAGUCUACAGUCGCAGUCCGUACUGCCGCCCACGUCCACGCCCAGAGACCCGACACCAACGAAACGCAAGGCCCCAUCCAGUGGCCGGCGGGAGUAUCCUUCGCUGGACCGACUCGUCGCAUCCAGCACGGGAACGAUACCCAAGAGACACGGCCGGACAACGGCGGGCACGGACUCCCUGAGCCCGAAGCUUACGUCCAAGUCGAUGGACUCCGAGCCGAAGGACUCGAGGGCGGGGAACGCGGGCGAAGAACAGUUUACGCCGGGCAAGAGACAUCAUCGGACGGGCGGCACAAAGUCCCACCAGAACGUGCCUGGUCCCAGCACCCGGCGAAAGGACAUCCCAGCCCCGCCUCCACCAUCCCCGGCCACCUACUCCGACCUGCAGGAGCUGAAGGCGAACAUGGAGGGUCUGCAAGACGACACCAAGUCCCGGAGUCUCGAGAGUGAGACGAACGAAUCGCCAGCGUUGGCCAAGCCCAGUGUCACGGGACCCCAAAACGACAAGAACCCAGUGACAAGGCAGGCGGUGGCAUCGGUGGCAUCGGUGGCUCCCUUGAAAAUCACAAUCGCUCUGAUGGAUAUGGACAUGCAAGCGGAAUCUUCCAACGGAAGUCCACCAUCGGUAUCGGCAUCAGCGUCGGCAUCGGUAUCGGCAUCGGUAUCGGGUAUCGGUGCAGUGGACCCGGACGAUAACGAUGUGUUUUACGAUGCACGCAGCGAGAACUCCGGCGCGGGUUGCCUGCCCACUGAGCCCCAAACUAAGGGCGCGUCCGGUACGGUGGCAGCCGCCGAGAACAGCAAGGAAACAAUUUACGGCAAAAUGGAACACUCGACCAAGGAUGUCAAUACCUUGUCCCGCACUGACCCCGUCGCAGGGGGCCCCGGACAGGCGGCGAACAUCUCGGGCACACCGGAAGGGAACGACAUUGGUGUUGCCAGCAGCAGCGACGGGGUGGGCACACCCUGCCAUGUUGCCAGCCAAGUGGGCCUGGACACAUGCCCAUGCGAGUCCGAGCUGACAGACGCUGCACUGAGGGGGGAAGGGAAGGGCGAGGAAACGACAAGCAAAACAAGAGACGACGAAAACACACGGACGAGCGCCAGCGACCAACAUGCUGCCGCAACAUGUUUGCAGGGGAAGCAGACCAGUUUGCCAGCAACAACAAUUGUCGACGGCACUCCAACAAUCACCAACGCUGGAAACAUCAGCCCCAGCGAGGCCCCAGCCAGCACCAGCGCCAACAGCACCGAUGUGGAUGUGGAUGCCGAUGCCGAUGCCGAUGUCGAUGUCGAUGUCGAGUUCAGUUGCAAGACGGGCAACACGGACAGCGCAACGCUAACGCACAGCGAUCGGAUCCUCGAUAUACCUGUACUUGUGACAGCCGCAGAGAUUCCGGCACAGUCGCGACUACUGACGCGCCAGGACUACGCCUGCCUCGACUCCAGUGAGGCACAAUCGGACGAUAGUCACCUGACCCGCGAUUCCGUGACGCGCGAGUCCCAGAACGAUGAACUCUCCUCGUCGACCCUCGAGAAACUAGACGUCAGCACCCUACCACUGCCCGCCCUGCCGAAGCGCCGUCGGCCCCGCUCCCGUGCCAGUCCCUCGAAGAACUUGCAGCAUCGGCAGCGUCAUGAAGACAUCGACAACGCCAAUGCAGUCGACACAUCGCCAGCAUCGUGCCACCAACAGCCACACGCUAAGCCAAGACAGCGCGCCGACACACCAGAGACACAAAAGUCAGAGAUAAGCGCGCCAAAAAACCACGCAGCCGCUCAAAAGCAAAAGCAAAAGCAGCAACAGCCGCCACAGCCCCAGCCGCAGCCGCAGCCGCAGCACCUCUCCGCCUUCCAGCAGUACGUCGCAAAGCGGCGCGAAAGUCUCGAGGCGUCCAACCGCAGCUUCAACGAGAAGCUGGAGGCCCGCAGAAUGCACUAUCGCGUGGGCGGGGGAAGUGCCGCCAAUGUGACGACUGGCGCCAGCAGCGGAGUGCCCACCUAUCUGUUCGGGGAGCACUAUGAGGCGGGGGGCGGCCCCGGCCCCGGCUCCGGCUCCGGCUCCGGGCGCAAGUCCCUCUCGCCCGCCGCCAACAAGGAGGAAAUCUACCUGAACAAGUCCGGCUGGGUGCAGGUGAACACGAAGCGUGGCGGCUUCAAGGAGGACAGUGGUGGCGUCUAUCGACGUCAGCAGAACGGCGGCCCGGCCUCUGUCCUGCAGGACAACGGCAGGAGUCGAGCGACCGCACGCGCGAUUCCCAUGGACGCGCACGGACGUCGCUCAGAUCUGGCUCGCUAUUCGUUUAUAUACCAGCACCAGCAGCACCAGCAGCACCAGCAGCACCAGCAGCAGCAAUCGAACAUGGGCAUCGCGGAGCCCAAGUUCGUGGGGUCCAAAGUGGAGGAGCUGAUACAGCGGAACGAGGCGCGGCUGGGCGGGUUCUCCUCACGGGAUCCCGCCCUGCGUCCGGGCUACCGAAUCAUCGAUCCCCAGCUGGCGAGCAUCCUCAAUGAGCGGCCGGGCUUCCUGCCUGUGAAGAGCCCCAACGACUUGGACUCGCCCAUCACGCCCAUCCUGUCGCCGCCUCCCGCUUUCCAGGACAACAGCCGAAGCACGCGCCAGGUGGACCGCCGCAAGUCGAGUCGCCAGCAGGCGCCCAUCCCACUGCCGGCGGCCCUGCAGUCCGGCGAAGCGCAGCUCAGUCCGCAGCACCUGGCCAACGGGUCCGUCAAGGGCAUGGUCUUCUCCCGCAGCUUCGAGUACGACACGCGACGGCCCACGCCCACCAACAGCUACGUGGAGACGUUCUCCCGCAGCUUCGACGGCAACCUGUCGGAGCGUCCGCUGCACCUGGGCAUGCCGCCGCUGGCAGGACAGCGCGAGCGCUCCCCGAACUUCAGCACGCUGACCGGCAACUCGCCCAACUACCUGACGAAGCGGGAGAGCGGGGGCGGCAGCAGUGGCUCCCUUCGCAGUCGCGACAGCUCGCCCAAGUUCCUGAGUCCCCAGACGACCACCGCCUAUCUGAACACGUCGGUGAAGGAGGCGCCGCCGGCCUACAGCAUGGCCACAGGUGGAGGCGGCACGCAGGCCAAGUACUCACCGCGCUCGCGUCACGAGCGGACCUCGGAGCGAUCCAAGAGCCAUGCCCUGGGGCGCUCGCGCAAGUCCCAGUUCAACCGCAUGGGCAGCGCAGGACCUCCGGCAGCGCCGCCCUCCUCCCUGGGCAUGGGCAUGGGAGUCUCCCGCUUUCGCAGCUUCGACACAACAAAGAGCCAGCGCCUGAACUCCUGCGACAGCGGUGCGCGAUCGGAUCUCUCCAACGACGAGCUGGACAACGAGGACGGGGGCCUGAGCGAGUUCCUGUCGGCCGGCAGCCAGAAGUUCCCGAAACCCUGCUCGAGCAGCGUCAGUAUCUCGCCGUUCAAGAUGCAGCGCCAGCGCUCACUCACGCCGGACCGGAACGAGUCGCACAGCUCGUCGAGCAGCCUGCGCAAACAGCGAUCGCUGACCCCAGAGUCGCGAUCCCUGACGCCCGAGGAGCGACGCAAGAAGGGCUCACAGCUGUCGCUGUUGGGCUCACGCCAGAACUCCGGUUGCUCCGGCUCCAGGAGCAACACGUUGGAGGCACGGCAACGGCACGAGGACAAGACGCCGCCCAACAUCUCCCGCAGCUCUUCCAGCUCCAGCUACAGUGGCGGAGAGCCCCAUGACCGCCUCAUGGCCGCCGGCACCAGUUCGACAGUGGCCCCCGGACCGGGGUCCGGUUCCACCAGCCAUCGCCGGGCCUUGGCCGCCGCCCACAGUGCCGCCAAGCAGGCGGAGCACGAGCACCGCAUCAGACGGUCGAGGUCCCUGCAACUGAGCGAGCGCUCCCCGAAUCGAGCGCACAAGUCAAUCGUCAAUGUGGGUGCCGGGUCCGCCCAGCAGCCGCAGCAGCAGCCGCCACAACAGCCGCCAGGGUCAUCCUAUCAGCAGUCCCGGGUCAGUCUGGGGGUCAGUGGCGUCUUUCCGCCCACCAUUCGCACGUCCCCGGCCAGCAACAAAAUACUGGCUCCCUCGUCAGGGUCGUCCGGCAGUGCGACGAGGCCGCGGCAGAACGAGACGGACAAGGCGCGGUCCUUCGACUUUGAUUACAACAACUUCAACCGCAGCGGCGGCGGCGGCGCCAAGGCCAAGCCCCCGCGAUCCUCGCACACCAGCGGCAGUGGGGGCGACAGCGGAAGCAACCAGAACCUGCGCAUAGAGCGGGAGACGCGCUCCUUCGACGAGGACUAUCGCGAGGCAGUGCUCAACAACAACAACGGGAGCAGUGGCAGCGUCAGCGUCAGCGGGCUGCGUUACCUGCAGCCUGCGGCCGAGGCCGCCCUUGUGCCGGUCGUCUCCGCCUCGACGUCCCGCCUGAGGCAAUCGAACUCCCCCGUGAACGCCUCCGGCAUCGAGUACGCUGCCUCGCGAUCGCCCCAGUCCUCGGGCUCCUCGUCGAAUGCCCUGCACCAGCCGCAGCGAAAAACAGGCAGCCCCCAGAGCUACGGAACGCGGCUCUGCGACCAUGAGCUCACGUACGAGAUGCUCCGCAAGUCGCCGAUCAUGAACUUCCGCCGCGGAGACAGCAGCGACUACGAGCUGCCCGUCCUGCUACGGAACAGGGAGACCAUUAACUCCGGCGGCAACAGCGAGCUGAACUUCAUGAGCAACGAGACGCGGAUCUACGAGCACCCGACGACGGUGCUGAAGCCGCAGCGCUCCCUCCGCCAGAGUCCGGGAUCGCGGGACGACAUACCACUGGAGGUGGCCGUGGGCGUGGGGGGCGACUACAUAUACAGGCAGGCGCCCGCCCAGCCGCGCAGCAGCAGCGCCACCUCCCAGCCGCAGUCCCCGUCCCAGACGACUACCAAGAGCUGUAGCAAAACGCUAAACACCUGCGACUAUUGGCCACGUUGCGGGGCUUGUCAGGAGAAAGCCGCGCCCGCGGCCAUCAGGCGGCAGUAUUCCCUGCCAGCGGUCUCGACGAUGGACCAGGAGCAGCCCCACGUCACCACCGUGGCGGUUAAUGACAAUGUGGCCAGCGUCCGCCAAUCGUCGUCCAUUCCGCAAUGGACUCUCCUGUGCAGCGGCGUGGCCCACUGCCGUCCGCAGGAGCUGGCAGAGAAUGAGCGCCGACAGCUGAUGGCUGUUGUGCGACCCCGGGUCGUGCCCUUGGCCCCCACAUCACUCGUCCUGCUGGGCGAGGGCGACCUCUACAAAAAGGCCUGUCCACAGGUCCUGGCUGAGGCGAAGGCGGAGGCGGAGGCGGAAGCGGAGACGGAGCUGGGGCUGAGAAACCCCCCGGACACACAGGACAGGCAGGAUGAAUUCCCCAACGUGAAGGACAAGUGUCGCAACAUGGAGCGCAGUUACUCCCUUCCAAGCCUACGGAUUCGCAGAUACACGGAACCAGGAGCAAGCAUGCCGAAAACCGGAAAUCACGGAGUCAAAGUCGUAGGAACCAGGAGCAACAGGACCACCUUUGCCGGCGGACUGUCGCAGCAGAUGCGCGCCGUCUCCAGUCCCUCGCUCACAGAGCCCUAUUCAGAGUCGCGAAAGCCGCCGGAGGAGGGCAGGGCAGCGGCGGACGGAGUUGCCAAUGUGGCCACAAGCAGGAGCAGCGGCAGCGGCAGCGGUGUGGGCGGUGUGGGCCUAGGCGUCCUGCUUAAAUUUAAGCGCACGUUUAACAACUUCAACAACAAGAACCAACUGCACAUCACGCCCGUACUGGCAACGGCAACGGCAGCAGCCGCCCCAAAGCCGAAGCUAUCGCCAACGACGCCGACCGUAUCGAUCACAACAGCGGCACCAGCGGCGGCGGGCGACGGCACUGGAGCGGACGGGGGCGAUGGCAGCUCCGGCAAGUACCGCUUCGGACCCCUCAUCUGGCGCACCUCGAAGGAGCGCCGCAAGACCAAGUUCAACCGACGCGACAAGUGCAACUCGGGCGAUUCGGGCAUCCAGAUAGAGCUGGAGCAGGACGAGCAGUACUCCCGCGUGCUGGCGGUGAGUGCCCAGGGCGGGGGAGACGGCGGAGAAGGAGGCGGCACGUCCGCUGGAACCGAAGGAGCUGGCAGCAAGCCGCGCACCAUACGGCGCACCAACUCGGCCAAAGCGAGCAGCAUCCUCGGCUCCUUCGCCCUGAGGUCCAAGCACCACAUGCACCUGGACAUCGGGGGCACUGAGAAUGUCGAGCGUGAGGCCCCCGAGUCACUGCCCACACGAUCGCUCAGCCAGCCCAACGGACUGGAAACCUACGGCAUGGGCCGCCCGGAGAUGGAGGACAGCGACAGCGACAGCGUGGCAUCCCACGAGGAAGCUGGCGGCUACCACUACCCGGCCAUCUACGCGGAGGUGCUGUACAAUUUCACGGCCGGAGGGCCGCAGGAGCUGGGCCUGGAGCGCGGCAUGCUGAUUGAAAUACUGCGCAAGGAAGUGGGACCCUGGUGGUUCGGCCGCAUCAAGAAGGAGGAGACCAGUCGCGUGGACGAGAUCCUCGACCCAGAGCUGGGCUGGUUCCCAAAGGAGUUCGUGCGCCUUAUUCAGUGCCCCGAGACAGAUGGCUUCUUCAACGCACACCGAUCGGCAGCCGCAACGGCCAGGGAGGACGGCGAUGCCGUGCCAGUGCCCGUGGCCGAAUUCGCCAAGGAGGCAGAUGUCACCAUGGCCACGGAUCAGAGCAACAUCACCACCAUAGUCAUUGAGUCCCCGCCAAUGCCCUCGAACGGGUAUCCCACCCUGAACGCGCUGGACAGCGACAACAACGUCCUGCGCCGAAGUGCUGUGCGCGAGCUGCUGGAGACGGAGGUCAACUACGUCAAACUGCUGGCUGCCAUUUGUGACGGGUAUCUGCCGGCCAUGAGCAAGCGCAUCGACAUAUUCUCGCCGAACAGCAUCCGCCUGAUCUUCUCGAACAUAGCGGCCAUCUACAAGUUCCAGAAAAAGUUCCUCGAGGCGUUGCGCAGGGGAAUCGAGCAGAACCAAAUCGCGAAGGUGUUCCUGAAAAUGCACAAGGGAUUCCUGUGCUACUCCAACUACUGCAACGCCUAUCCCCGGGCCCUUAUCGAGCUGGAGUCCUACGACCGCGUCAAGGAUGCACGCACCAUUCUGGAGAAUUGCCGCGAGUCGGAGAACCUGGCCGAGCUGCCACUCUCCGCCCACCUGCUGGCUCCCGUGCAACGCAUCUGCCGCUAUCCCCUGCACCUCAGCGAGAUUAUCAAGCCGGCGCGUGCUUCUGCUGCCAAGACGGGCAGCGAUGGCGAAAAAGCUGAAAAACCCUCGGCCCCUGACUACGAACAGCUCGACGUCAACGAGAUGGACAUACCCGACACGUACGAGACCGUAAACCUGGCGCUGGAGGCCAUGCGCGGCAUCACUGAGGCGGUCAAUGAGGGCAAACGCCACAGCGAGACCAUUGCGAGGCACCAGGCCAGCUUUCAGAACUUCAAGGGCCCGCCGCUGCAUCUGCACAGCGCACGCUUCUUCCUGCAGGUGGACGCCACACGCCAGAAGCAGAAUCUGUGGAACAGCAGCUACACCCUGUUCCUGUUCGACAACCAGCUGGUCUACUGCAAGCGCGACAUCAUCAAACGCAGCCACUUCAUAUACAAGGGGCGCAUAUUCCUCGACCGCUGUCGCGUGGUGAACGUGCGGGAUGGCAAGAUGUUCGGGCACACGAUCAAGAACUCGCUGCGGAUCUACUGCGAGUCGCGGGACAAGUGGUACGACUUCAGCUUCCGCUCGGCGAACCGCAAGCACCGCUUCCUCAACACCCUCGCCCUCGAGCGGCAGUUCGGCGGCAAGGCCCUCUACGUAUCGGAGAUGACUGGCUUCGAGUACAACUACGAGGAGCGGCCGGGCGACUUUUCCGAUCAGUCGGACUACGAGCUGCCCGACUUUGAGCACGCCAUGUGCGGCGGCACAUCGGCCAGUGGGGAGAGCUCCGUUCCGGAAUCGCCGGCCAAGUCAGCGUCCCGGUUCUCCGAUACUUUGCCGAAAAAAUCGCAGUCCCGCGAUGGCUUCGCCAGCGUGGACAACUCCCAGAUGCUGUCGACGACAUCGACGGGUUCGCUGGGACGACGCCGCAUUGGCAACUGGUUCCGCAAGCCAAAGAGCACCAACUGCACGCCCAGCCAGUCGCCGACGCACAAGCCGGGCUUUGACGCCGAUGAGACUCUGACAGCGGCCCGUGUGGCAGCCAUCGAGCUGGCCGAGGCCGCCGCCUCGCUCUUGCCAACGGACAGUUCAUCCGCCUAAGCACACAGAGAAUAUCAGAAUACAGAACACAGAACACAGAAUAUUAGACAUACAUCCAGGCCUGUGCGAAGAAGGCGCAUACUAUUUGUUAUGUUACAUUAUUGUUAAUGUUAAAUUGCCUCUACCAAUUGAAAAAAGUAAACAAAACUAACGAGUGUUACAGUAUAUUUUAGAAUUUUUUUUUCCAUUUUUUUUUUUUUGUAAAUCUUUUGUCGUUCGAGGAUUUCUAGACGGCAAAACGAUAAACGUGGUAAUAAGUUAUGUAUUUAGAUUUUUAGACUUACCAAAAACAAAACAAAAAUAAUGUAUACUUGUGGCAUUUGAAGGCAGCUUUCGAUAAAAGUGCCAGAUGCUGGUGUCGCCGACUGCUAGUCUAAAAACCCUAUUACCUAUUACCUACUACCUGUCCGUAUAAUCCUAAUUUAUGUGAUAAGGCGAUAAUAAAUUCCUGCAAAUUACA
This is a messenger RNA of Drosophila miranda, 11644 nucleotides long. RefSeq lists its product as uncharacterized. Bases 16 to 11184 code for a protein of 3722 amino acids. Gene Ontology annotation, molecular function: guanyl-nucleotide exchange factor activity; protein binding. The record is from RefSeq and is a predicted model, not a curated record. NCBI's taxonomy places the organism in Eukaryota, Metazoa, Arthropoda, Insecta, Diptera, Drosophilidae. The transcript has 15 exons. Gene Ontology annotation, cellular component: cytoplasm.